This is a messenger RNA of Momordica charantia (bitter melon), 1077 nucleotides long. It is a transcript of the gene QRT1, whose product is annotated as Pectin lyase-like superfamily protein. The record is from RefSeq and is a predicted model, not a curated record. Gene Ontology annotation, molecular function: pectinesterase activity. Gene Ontology annotation, biological process: cell wall modification; pectin catabolic process. NCBI's taxonomy places the organism in Eukaryota, Viridiplantae, Streptophyta, Magnoliopsida, Cucurbitales, Cucurbitaceae.
AUGAAAAAGACCCCCUUCUUUUUUCUCUCUCGUGGGUUUUUGGUUUUUGGUCUUUUUGUUCUGUUGGGUGUCGCCGGCGGCGGUCGAACAGAGAGAUACGCCAUCGGUUGGGAUGAUUUGCAUAUCGAUGCUCGCCGGCAGGGGCUGAACUCCGGCGACAACGGCGGCACUCGGAUUAUUGUGGUGGAUAAAAAUUGCUCCGGCGACUCGCCGACGGUCCAAGGGGCGGUGGAUUUGGUUCCUCAUUAUAAUAAACAGAGAGUCAAGAUUUAUAUUCUUCCCGGAAUUUACAGAGAGAAAGUAACUAUACCAAGCACCAAGCCAUACAUUUCACUGAUAGGAAACAAACGACGAGUCACAGACACUAUCAUUACAUGGAAUGACAAGGCAUCCGAUAGAGAUAUCAAUGGAGGUGAACUCGGGACAUAUAGAACAGCGACUGUUUCGGUCGAAUCUGACUAUUUUUGUGCAACAGGAAUCACGUUCGAAAAUACAGUGGUUGCUGAGCCAGGAGACAGUGGAAGACAGGCAGUGGCUCUAAGAAUUGCAGGAGAUAAGGCAAUGUUUUACAGAGUCAAAUUCAUAGGACAACAAGAUACACUCUUGGAUGACAUAGGCACUCACUAUUUCUACCAAUGCCACAUUCAAGGAAGCGUCGAUUUCAUAUUUGGGAGAGCUAGAUCGCUCUACGAGCAAUGUAUUAUAAGUUCCACAGCUGAGAACUAUGGAGCAAUAGCAGCACAUCAUCGGGACUCGGCAGAAGAAGAAACUGGGUUCUCUUUCGUACACUGCGUAAUCAAUGGAAGUGGCAAAAUACUCCUGGGAAGAGCAUGGGGAAACUAUUCAAGAACAAUAUAUUCUUACUGUUACAUUCAAGAUAUAAUAACUCCCACAGGAUGGAGUGACUGGGGUGACCCAUCAAGGCAAAGGACAGUAGUUUUUGGGCAGUAUAAUUGCAGAGGCAGUGGAGCUAACACACAAGGGUGGGUGCCAUGGGCAAAGACUUUCAGCUAUGAGGAAGUAAGACCUUUUCUAGAUAUGAAAUUCAUCAAUGGAGAACAAUGGCUUGACUUAUGA